AUGUCGAACCAGGGCCAACAGGUCGACGUCACAUCGCUGGACCUGCCACAGCUCGUCGAGGUCAAGAAGCAGCUCGAGUCCGAGAUCCAGCAUCUCACCUCUUCGUUCGGACAGCUCAAGGGCGCACAGGCAAAGUUCAAGAGCUGCAUCGAGUGCGUCGACUCCAUCAAGCCAGAAAACGCAGACAAGACGACGCUGGUGCCCCUCACUUCGUCCCUCUACGUCCCCGGCAAGCUCGCCGAUCUCGAAAACGUCAUCGUCGACGUCGGGACAGGCUACUUUGUCGAAAAGUCCACGGCCGAUGCGAAGAAAAUGUACGCCCAAAAGAUCGAAUUCGUCACAAAGAACCUCGAGCAGCUACAAGAGACCAUCAUGCGCAAGCAGGACAACCUGCAGACCGUCACAGAAAUCAUGAGGGCGAAGCUCAUCCAGCAGCAGCAGCAACAAAGAGGGGCAGGGCAGGGCGCCGCGGCGGUGUCGGCGUAG
Molecule: messenger RNA, 486 nt
Organism: Pseudozyma flocculosa PF-1
Lineage: Eukaryota; Fungi; Basidiomycota; Ustilaginomycetes; Ustilaginales; Ustilaginaceae
Exons: 5
Coding region: 1-486 (161 amino acids)
Biological process (GO): regulation of DNA-templated transcription; protein folding
Cellular component (GO): cytoplasm; prefoldin complex
Source: RefSeq, a predicted model, not a curated record